AUGAGUGUUGCAGCUGCAGGAGGCCAUCUCGGAGUUGUGAAGUGGCUACACUACAAUAGACAGGAAGGAUGUACGGCAGCUUUUGCUGCAAAAAAUGGACAACUGGAGGUGGUGAAAUGGCUUAGUGCCAAUCGAUUUGAAGGCUGCACUGUGGCUGCCAUGGAUGAUGCUGCUGCAUAUGGACAUCUCGACGUCGUGAAAUGGCUUCACGUCAACAGAGACGAAGGGUGUACAGUAGCCGCAAUGGACAAUGCCGCCAAGAACGGCCACUUGAACGUGCUCAGUGGCUACAUGCCAAUCGAAGUGAAGGCUGCACCACCAAUGGAUGAAGCAGCUAUGAAUCAAUUCUGGGAUGUGGUAGAAUGGCUUGCUUGGAAUAGGAGGAAGGUGGUACUGCCGCGACCAUGA
Molecule: messenger RNA, 408 nt
Organism: Phytophthora nicotianae INRA-310
Lineage: Eukaryota; Oomycota; Peronosporomycetes; Peronosporales; Peronosporaceae
Exons: 1
Coding region: 1-408 (135 amino acids)
Molecular function (GO): protein binding
Source: RefSeq, a predicted model, not a curated record